AGCUCUAUAGAUCCAGCUGUGUUUGUGAAAUGUCUCCGUUUCUACCGGGAGAAUUUGCGUGAAAAGGACCGGAGAACCGGAGCCUGUGACGGUGAGGAGGAGGAGAGAGACCCGGGGGAGAGGGAGGAAGAUCCGGGAGAAAAGAGAGAGAGAACCGGGCGGAGAAGCGGUGCUAAUCAGCAGAUGGCGCCCACCAGGAUGAAGCUGCGCGUUCGUCUUCGGGACAACAACACGGCGGCUUCAACGACAGGAAGUGCUGAACCUGUGGAGGAAGAGGAGCGAAGCCGAGGCGUUCGCAGCAGCAGCAGGAGGAAGAAGAAACCCACCACCAAUACUCCCAAUACUCCCACUCCCUCUUCUUCCUCACCUCCUCCACCUCCUCCUCCUCUUCCUCUCGCCUCCUCUUCCUCGUCUCUUCCAGUGCCAGAGGAGGCGUCUCCAGACUCAAAGUGUCCCAUCUGCCUGGACCGUUUUAACAACUUGGCGUAUUUGGACCGCUGUCUCCAUCGGUUCUGCUUCCCCUGCAUCCAGGAGUGGUCUCACAACAAGGCCGAGUGUCCGCUCUGCAAGCAGCCCUUCGCCUCCAUCCUGCACUCCGUCCUCGCUGAAGACGACUUUAAGGAAUAUACUCUUCGUCCUCCGACGCCCGCCAGCAGCAGCGUGGCCGCCACCGUCGCCAUGGUGGCGGCCAUGGCGUCUGCAGCGAGGAACGACCACCAGAUGAGGCUGAUGUUGAGGAGGCAGAGGAGAGAGGAAGAGGAGGGAGGAGGAGGAGGAGGAGGGGGGGAGGCAGUGAGGAGGAGGAGGAGGAGGAGGGAUAGAGAGAGGGGAGGAAGAGGAGGAAGAGGAGGGGUUUGGGAGUGGUACAUCAACUCUAGACCUGUCAGGAUGGAGGAGGACGAGGAGGAAGAGGAGGAGCAACAACGGGACGUUGACGAGGCGUUGGAUCGAGGCGUUAUCUUCGAGGGUCUGUCGGGCCUCGUACCCCCCGGCGACCCCCCCGUUGACCCCGGCGACCGUGCGUCUCGCCGCCUGACGUCCCGCCUGGUGUCUCGCCGCCGCCUGCAGCGCGUCGGGGGGGCGGUGCGGCGCCUCAGGGAUCGAGAGACCGUGGCGUUUCGGCGCUCGCUCUAUCGUCUCGGCGUGCGAGUGCACGGGGUCGCCGGCGUCUCCGCUGAGCUGCUGCCGCGUGACAUCACAGCCGACAGCUUUCGCCUAAGCCCCGCCCCCUUGGAAAGGCUCCGCCCCUGGCUGCGCCGCGAGCUAACGGUGCUUUACGGUGUUCACACGUCCUUAGUGGAUAUCGUGCAGAGAAUCGUUACAGCGAGGCUUCAACGACACGGCCUGGAGGACCAGAACACCAUAGAAGAAGAGUUACGCCCCUUCCUGUUGGCGCGAACAAACCACUUCCUGCACGAAAUGGUUAGCUUCGCAAGCUCGCCGUUAGCGUUGGAAAGCUACGAUCUUGAGGCAGUUUACGAGCCGCCGGACGAUGCUAUCGUGCAGCUAAACGAUGACAGUAGUGACGGGUCCGUUAUCGCUAUUUCAGAAGAAGAGGAAGACGAGGAAAUGGACGAAGAAGAGGCGGGAAACGAUGAACUCCCGACAGGAAGUUGCCUCAGUUUGGCGGCGUGGGACGACGAGACGCCAGGCCCCUCCUACUCUCUGAGCCCGGCCAAUCAGGAGGCGGCAGGGAAGGAUGAAGAGGGAGAAGAGGAAGAGGAGUGUUUGAUCGUUGGGUACAAGAAGCCGAUCGCAGAGCGGACGCCGGAGCUGGUGCAGCUGACGUCAGAUAGUGAGGAAGAGGAGGAGAAGACGAAGAAGGAGGAAGAGGAGGAGAAGGAGGAGGAGGAGGAGGAAGAGAAGAAGAAGGAAGAUGAAGAGGAGGAACUUCCUGCCGUCGCUCCUCCUCUUCCUCAAUCUCCCACAAUCCCUCCUCCCGCUCCUGGCUGUAACAAAGAUGGCGGCUCGUGGUCGUCCCCCGAGAGAGACAGGAAAGAGAAGAAGAAGACGAAGAGGAGGAAGAGGAAGACGAGCGGCACUUUGUUCAACCCGAAUCGUUCUAUCUUUCCCGCCAUGAUGCGCCGCCGCUCCUCCAGCGCCGAGUCCAGCCCGCCGGAUUCUAACUGGGACGGCUCUUCGUCAUCUUCAUCAUCCUCCUCUUCCUCUUCCUCCCCCAUGGAAAACCACGGGGAGAAACCGGGAGGGAAGAGGAAAUAUAAAAGCCGCCAUCUGGACCACGAUGAGAAGGACCCCACAUGGCGGCCGCGGGAGGACAAGGAGCGCCGGAGGAGGAGCCGGGAGGACGAGGAGAGGAAGGAGAGCAGGAGACGAGAGGAUCGCAGUCCCAGCGUUGAGAUCAUCUACGAGGGAACCAUCCCCCCCAACGCAGCACACCCCCCCGCUAGGAAACGCCGCAGGAAACGCCAACGCAAGACCCAGCACAGCAGUUCUCCGGUCAUCAUCACGCUGGAUAGCGACAGCAGCCACGAGGCUAACAACAACAACAACAGCAGCUGCAGCAGCAGUCCAAUCAGUAGCCAGCAGACCGUUGACUUCUCAGACCUUCCUCCCCUCCCAUUGGUCCAUUCCUCCGGAGUGGGCGGGGCUUUGAGCGGUGAAAUCGGCGAUCUUCCCGUCGACAUCCUGGAUCCAAUCGCCAUCAACAGUGACAUCGAUGUGGAAAACUUUGAAGUGGGCGGGUCCUCAUUGGACGAGGAGCCAAUCAGAACAUCCGAUUUAUCCGAUGACGCGGAGGUCACAAAUUCAUCACUUAAAAGAAAGUCGAUUUCUGACAGCCGCUUGUUAGCGAGGAUCCUCAACGACCUGCAGGGAAUCAAUACGGCUAAAUUGAAUCCGUUGAACUUUGAGCCACGUGAUUCCAGAAGAAAUCGCUUUUUAAGGGACGACGAUAUCGAUCAUCGGGACUUCGACCCGCCGACGUAUCGUAACGCCACCCACCCGUUGACUUAUUUUGAGCGGUUAAAAGAAAAGGAAGUCCCGCCUCUCUUAAAACAGGCGAGUCCCGUUCGGACGUACAACAGAAACACGCCGCCGCCGUUAAAACACAAAGACGCCGGGAGUCCACACCUGUCGCCGAUUUCUCCCAUUGACCUCCAUUCAAAUCCCACCAUUGACGUGUCUCAAGGUAAUCGCGCCAUCCCGCCCAUCUCAACGCUGAAAAAACAUUUCACGAGCGCUCUGGCUCUGAGAGGAGAGCUGGCCUCCACUAGUUCAGCCAUUGACUCCCAUUCUUCUAAAGUCAGCGUCCAUUCCACGAGUCAAAAACCUCCCAUUGAUUCCCAUUCUUCUUCUUCUUCUGAAACUGGCUCCACAAGUGCUGCUUGCUUAUCACAUCUGGAUUUCAACUUGAUCCCGCCCGCAAAGGAAACCUCAUCUUCAACCGUUGACUUGCAUCCUGUGAAUUCUUCAUCUCCCUUUGAAUGCCACACGGCCAAGACUGGAUGGUCCAAUGAGAAGCUAGCUAACGCCGACUCUAGGAAUAAGACUCUGAGACCAGAUUACUGUCAUGUUUCACCCAUUGACCUCCAUCCUUCCAGCCGGGGUGGAGAAGAUUUCUCAGGAGUUUUCUGUAACGACAAAUCACCGCCUGUGUUUGUUUCAUCCAUCGCUGCAUUCCCACCAAUUGACUCCCACUCUUCCAGUAAGAGAGAUAACUUUAGAGGUAGAUAUGCGCCAUCAACAGCUCCAAGCAACAGGUUGUCACCCAUUGACAUGCAUCCUAACAGUCCAAAACAUACCGUUGACCUCCACUCUUCAAGUAAGAGAUAUCACUUUUUAGAAAGUCUUUCAACCUCUAGAGCUAGCUCGGAGGUAAAAACGGCUCCCAGAAGCAGCUAUUCACCCAUUGACUUGCAUCCUAAAAGUCCAAAACAUACCCCUGACCUCCACUCUUUAAGUAGGAGAGAUAACUUUUUGGAAAGUCUUUCAACCUCUAGAGCUAGCUCGGAGGUAAAAACGGCUCCCAGAAGCAGCUAUUCACCCAUUGACUUGCAUCCUAAAAGUCCAAAACAUACCCCUGACCUCCACUCUUUAAGUAGGAGAGAUAACUUUUUGGAAAGUCUUUCAACCUCUAGAGCUAGCUCGGAGGUAAAAACGGCUCCCAGAAGCAGCUAUUCGCCCAUUGACUUGCAUCCUAUAAGUCCGAAACAUACCGCUGACCUCCACUCUUUAAGUUGGAGAGAUAACUUUUUGGAAAGUCUUUCAACCUCUAGAGCUAACUCGGAGGUAAAAACGGCUCCCAGAAGAAGCUAUUCACCCAUUGACUUGCAUCCUAUAAGUCCCAAAUCUACCGUUGACCUACAAACAUCCAGUAAGAAAGAUAACUUUCCAGUAAGUCUUUCAACUUCUAGAGAUAGCUCAAUGCCAACCACAGCUCCCAGGUUAUCACCCAUUGACGGGCAUCUUAAAAUUCCCAAAUAUACCGCUGACUUCCACUCUUCCAGUAAGAGAGAUAAAUUGUCAGAAAGGCUUUCAAGAUCAGUGUUAACACCGGCUACAAGUGGCAGGUGGUCACCCAUUGACUUGCAUCCUAAAAGUCCAGAAUCUACCGGUGACUUCCACUCUUUCAGCACAACUUCUAAAGGACUGACGAACAACAAAGCAUCGUUGUUAGUCAAUCAUGGGGAUGCAUUGCCUCAUGGGCGCCUGACACCCGUUGACUUGCAUCAUACGAGUCCCUUUUCCCCCAUUAACACACAUCCUUCAAGCUCACACUUUAACCACACUGCCUUAACCGCCGCUACCUUCCAGACAUCACGUCAAAAGUGCAGUUCUCAGUCCGAGGCUACCAUUGACUCCCACUCAAAGCCUCAAAACCACCACAAUAGGUUCCCCACUGACGCUCUUUCGCAGAAUAGUCUCCCCAUUGACUCUCAUCUAAAAAACUCUAGGGCGGACAAUCACGUGGAGAACCAGUGGAACUCAAACUCACCCAUUGACGCCCAUUCAGACUCGGCCACGUAGAACACACACCUGAAAUGUAGUGAAAUAAGUAACUGCUGAUUUUUUUUACUUUGUUAAUGUGUUGAUUUAAAAUGUGCUCAUGAGGCCUUUCGUGAGGCUGUUAACUUAGUUUAAAAAGAGGGGCGAAAUAAAUCAAGUGUAAUUUUGUUAUUGAACAAUCUGUCUUCAGGGCCACAUGUUUGUGGAUGUGACCAAAAGUAAUAAUUAAAAAAAAAGAUUUUAGAAAAGUCGACAUUUUUAAGAAAUUCUAAGAUUUUAAUUUUUUAAAGACCUAAAAACUAGAUUUUUUUUUUCAGAACUCUGAGCAAAAUGACAGAAGUUGACAUUUUUACUUUUGGUUUCAUCCCAAUUUUUUUUAUUUUUUGGCCCCAAAUACUUCUCCAUAGAUUAUCAAGGGUGGAAAUGUAUAUGGAGGUUUAAAAUAAAUAAACACUGAAUUUCUUUCAUUGGUUGGUUUGACUCGGUCACCACAAGUGUUGAAAAUAAAUCAAGGGUUGAGUAAAAGUUAAAACAAGUUUUUUAUAAAGUUUUAAUUUCCUGUUGUGUAAAGUGUAUGAAUGUGUUCAAUAAAGGUUUGUUCAGAAA
Molecule: messenger RNA, 5571 nt
Organism: Trematomus bernacchii (emerald rockcod)
Lineage: Eukaryota; Metazoa; Chordata; Actinopteri; Perciformes; Nototheniidae
Exons: 5
Coding region: 184-4986 (1600 amino acids)
Biological process (GO): protein polyubiquitination; protein monoubiquitination
Molecular function (GO): ubiquitin protein ligase activity; metal ion binding
Source: RefSeq, a predicted model, not a curated record